Messenger RNA from Ixodes scapularis (black-legged tick), 2943 nucleotides. RefSeq names its product G protein pathway suppressor 2. Gene Ontology annotation, molecular function: transcription coregulator activity. The transcript has a single exon. NCBI's taxonomy places the organism in Eukaryota, Metazoa, Arthropoda, Arachnida, Ixodida, Ixodidae. Gene Ontology annotation, biological process: regulation of transcription by RNA polymerase II. Gene Ontology annotation, cellular component: transcription regulator complex. The record is from RefSeq and is a predicted model, not a curated record. The coding region runs from base 116 to 1243 and encodes 375 amino acids.
AUCAACACAUUUUCGGUCAUUUUCUCUUCCGUUGUGUCGCGUCGCUGGCGUUGUCGCCUCCGUCCGCAUCGAAGAUCGCCCGUAACUUUCAGCGUUUUGCCCAGCUCCGGUUGGCAUGCCAGCGCUCGUGGAACGACCCAAGAUGAGCCUGGCCAUGUGGGCCGCGCUCAAGAACCAUAUCAUGCGGCAGCGCGAGAAGAAAAAGCAGGAGCAAGAAGCAGACGCGGCCACGGAGCGCGUCCGACGCGAGCAGGAGCAGAAACGACGACAGGACGCGAUGACGCUGGAAGAGAUCAAGGACCAAGUCCAGCAGUCGGAACAGCGACUCCAUAACCUCAAGGAGGAGAAGCACCAGCUCUUCAUGCAGCUCAAAAAGGUGUUGCACGAGGACGACACCCGGCGACGGGCCCUCAUGAAAGAAGCCAACGAAAUGGCCGCCCUAAACCACCAGCAGUACCUCCAACAAACCGCCGCCCUGUCACACGCCGCCGCAGCUGCCGCGGCGGCGUCGGCGCCCCAACACAUCUACAUCCAGGAAAUGAACCGGGGCCACCCUAUGUACAAACUGGCCCAGCCUAUGCCCCAGUCUGCCGCCGUGCUUCAACGCGCGCAACUGAAGCGCCCGCUGAGCCCGUCUCCGCCGCCGCCUCAGCAACAGCAGCAGCAGCCCCCGCCGCCGAGCUUCCCGCAGCAGUACGCCUACAAGGCGCAAAUGCCAUCCUACGGCGGCCCCAAGUUGAUCCCGGCGUACGCGGCCGCGGGUCAUGGCCCCAUCUACUACGCGCACGUCCCUGGACAGAGCAGUGUGCCAACAAUGGCGCCCGCGGCCCCCGUGCCGUACCCUGCUUACCCGACGGCCCAGUUCCCACACCACCACCCCGACGCGGCGGCGGCGGCUGCGGCGGCGGCCGCCGCUGUCGUGAAACAGCAACAGCAGCACAUUGUGGCGACGCACAGCUUUCACAUGACCCCGCAGGGUGCGUACCCGGGGCCCGUGGUCGCUCAGCAGCUCGAGCACGGACUCCAGAAACCGAGGUUCCACGAGGAAAAGUUCUAUGUGUCCCAGCCGUCCAUGAUCCCCAUGCGGACAAUGACGUCGUCUGCUCAGUCUGCCAUGGCGAUGGCGGCUCAGCAGCAGCAACAGCAGCAACAACAACAGUCGAAGGCUGCCUACCUGACGCCUCAGCAGCAGUUAGCUCAAAGACACCCCGGUUACCCCGGGCAGCCGACGAGAUUUUACUAGUGUCGGAUCAAGCCUCGGCCUCUAGUGGCUUCUAAUCUGAUUCUACCGGUGCUAGGUUGCGUCGCUUUUUGGCAGUGUUUAGAAAAGCACGUUAUGUGGGAGGAAACUGAAUUGUUUGGGCCAGAUGUGCCUGCGGCAUAACUACGGUUCCUGGAAGGCGUCUUCGGCUGGUGUUUUCAGCGCCCUAUUCCGUACAUACAUUGAAGGUGGUCCGAAGCAGCAACAAAUGACGUCACUGAAGCCGGCGUAUCAUGCCAUUGGUUAUCCCAAUCCUGGCAGUUGGUCGUAGAAGUCCCAGUAAAAAAAUGUCGCUGUCAUCACGGCGCCCCAACUCUUGGCUGCUGAAGCUUUCGUGGACUGUCCAGCCGGAGAGCGACCCGCAGCAGAGCAGGCACCUGCCACGACUGCAUUGACGGCACCGCGAUCAGAGCCAUCGACAAUGUGACGCUUCUUUCGACGUCAUCGGGUGGAAAUCGAGGGAUCACUUUUUGUGGCACGGUACACGUGCCAGACGGAGACGCGUUACAGGCACCAUAGCUUAGUGUGGCGGUUGUUAAGACUGAAGCUUGGGCUUGUUGGUGAAACAUGCUUUCAAACAGCUAGAACGGCGCACACGAAAGAUGACCGCGCCAGUGCUGUCUGUGCAUUCCUUUCUUUCGUGGUCACCUUUUAUACGUGCCGUUCUCACCGCUUGACCAUGCGACGGCCCAAACUUCGAGCAUGUUGUUUGUGGGCGAGAAAGUAUGUUGCCUAUUUUGCUAGAAGGCUGCGCUUCCUCCAGUCGAGAGGGGAUGACUUUACACUGGCCGGUCGGCACAAAGCAGGGAUUCGCGCAUUUUGAACUUUUCUUUCUGAUUAAACUAAGGAAUGGCGUAGUGUUUCCCCAAAAUGGCUGCCCUUUGGGAAGUUGUCCGGAGUUGAUGCCUAUCUCGAGAGAUCGGUGACUGCCGCUGUCGCUUUCUGUUACGAAUGUUACUUCUCGGUCGUACCUAAAAGCUACUACUUAUUACGUUCGCUCACGGCUUUAAGCGUACAAAACAUUGAAUAACCUUGUAGCUCUUAUUAGAAUUGGCAUCCGUCUGGAGAGCUGUAACUAAAGGCUUCCUUGUUAGGCGCAGCUGCUAAAGCACUCGCAUUUAUCAAACUUGGAGCUACGGACCGUUGCUUUUUGUCGCUGCAGCUGUCAAUGGGUGACUGGCACGUUGUCUGAAGACAGCAGUCACCUGUUGCACUGUAGUAUUUUUCCGCACAAUUUUUCCGGUCCCUUUAUGCGCGCCGCAAACACGUUAUUUUUGUAACAUUCAUUUUUUCUUGUUGCACGUGAAAGAUCUAUGGCAUGUUUAGGAGAAACUUGGUGCCAGGAAGUUACGGUUUGGGAUUCCGUGAGCCUUCUAGACCCGUCGGCAAGCCUAUCUGACGGAGCCUACUUACUGUUGGCGGCCAAGCCCCUCUGCCUCCCUCGCCGCAAUUCCUUUAUUUUUUCUUUGGCUCAAGAAAAGGGAGGUUGUGGUGAUGUAGGGACAUUUACGGUAAACAAAGGCUCAAUCUUUCGACAUCUGUGAUUUCAUCUAUUCUUCGGUUGUGCUUUCCCCUGCGUUGUCUCUUUAGGGGAGCUUGUUUUACGUUUGUGGGAUCUGUUUCCUGCCAUGUGUACUCUGCUGCUCUUUAUUUUUGUACAAAUAAAGACGUUAUCCGGCGAA